AUGAGAAAAGUACUGAUCAAGCCUUCAGUACUAGGGUUGAUAAUCAACGUUUUCGAGGACGUGGUGGCAGAAGAGGAAGAGGGAGAUCACGGGGUGGCAGGAGUAGAGGCAGAUUUGAAGAGUAUUCUGAACAGUCAGUGGAUGAAUCUGGUACUAGCCAAAAUGAUGGUACCAGAGGAGGAGGAAGACAUGGCAGAGGUAGAGGCAAGAAACCAUAUGAUAAAAGGAAGUUCAAGUAAGAAGAACAAGAAAGGUGAUGAAGCACAUCUUGCCCAAGACGAGAGUGAUAGUGAAUCUGAUCAUGUGUUGUUAAUGGUCACAACAAACAGUGAAGAAGACGAGUCUUGCUGGUAUUUGUACACGGGAUGUUCCAACCACAUGACAAGGAGGAGAGAGUGGCUGAUAGAUCUUGAUCCAAGCGUGAGAAGCAAUGUCAAAUUCACGGACAACAGCACAAUAACAGCAGAAGGAGUUCGCAAAGUUAUGAUCACUCGAAAAGAUGGUAAAACUGCUUACAUGAGUGAUGUGUUGUAUGUUCCCAACAUGAAAAAUAAUUUGUUAUGUUUGGGACAAUUACUGGAGAAGGGUUAUACUAUGUCAAUGCAGCAAAAUCACAUAGAGGUGUAUGAUGGACAAUAA
Vigna unguiculata (cowpea) is the source of this 639-nucleotide messenger RNA. RefSeq lists its product as uncharacterized. Lineage: Eukaryota; Viridiplantae; Streptophyta; Magnoliopsida; Fabales; Fabaceae. The record is from RefSeq and is a predicted model, not a curated record.